Molecule: messenger RNA, 2243 nt
Organism: Lucilia sericata (common green bottle fly)
Lineage: Eukaryota; Metazoa; Arthropoda; Insecta; Diptera; Calliphoridae
Gene: alrm
Product: leucine-rich repeat-containing protein 15
Exons: 1
Coding region: 107-1498 (463 amino acids)
Molecular function (GO): protein binding
Source: RefSeq, a predicted model, not a curated record
AAAGAAGGGAUCAUAGAAAGCACAUCAUAGACGCGGUUUGCCGCAGUCUAAUAUGCCUUAUUAAGGCACAAGAAAUUUUCAAACCGAUUUUUUUAAACAACAAAAAAUGAGUCUGUUAAAAUUAUCGAUGGGACUAUUUUUAGUCCUUUUGGUAAAUGAAGUUCGCUGUGGACAAUUGCGAAGGAUAUGGAUGCAAGAUCAUUGUCAAAAUGGAGUUUGCAGUGGAAUUGAGAUUGGACGAAACGAUUACGUUAUAAUGUCUCAAGAGCCCUUUGAAAAGCAAACAAUGCUCACUUUCGUCAAUUCAUCAAUUAGGAAAAUACCACACCUAAUGUUUGAUACUUUUCCAGACCUUCAAAUAUUGCGCAUGGAAAACUGUUCGGUAGAAACAUUUGAAAAACCUCAGUUCGAAGGUGCUAGCAAUUUAAUGAGUUUGUUUUUGGGACAAAACUUGCUAAAGGAUAUACCGAAGAAUAUAUUUUUGGGAGCUGAUAAUUUAAACACGCUGUUUAUAAAUAACAACCAAUUAAAAAUAUUAAAUAAUCAAAGUUUCAAUGCUUUAAAAGAAUUAAAAAAACUUUCAUUGGAAAACAAUCAGUUAGACAUAUUGCCGUCGGGAAUUUUUGCACAUAUGAACAAUUUAUUCGAUUUAAAUUUAGCUGGAAAUCUGUUGGAACUUUUCCCAAGGAAUAUUUUUGAGAAAAAUGUCAACUUAAAACGAAUUAGUCUAGCAAGGAAUCGGUUUAAAGUUUUUGAAUCAGAUUUAUUUAAAACUCAAACUCAUCUGUCGUUUUUGGAUCUUUCUGGGAAUAUAUUGCAGGAUUUGACACUAAAUUUACCAAUUUUAGAUUCUGUUGUAGUCAAUAAUUGCGAUUUACGUAAGUUGAAUGUUUAUGGCAUCGUCAAAGAGCUAGAAUUGCGUAAUAACUCCUUAAGAGAAAUCCCUCAUAUUCCAAAUGCUCUUAACCUCACAAGUUUGGAUUUAUCAUUGAAUCCGUUGGGUAGUUUACAAGGUCAUCCUUUCAGGAGAUACACCAACUUGUUGCGGUUAAACUUAAGUAGUACCAACAUGCACGAGAUCAGUGAAGGUGUAUUUAAAAAACAAGCUCAAUUAAAGUUACUAGAUAUAUCAUCUAAUUCCCUAUUCAAUUUGAAAUUUAUCGUAUUCGAUAAUUUGAAAAACUUGCAAUAUUUUCACUUUCAGCAGAAUAAUUGGAAUUGUGAUUUUUUACAACUGCUAAUGAAUUCAUUCGUUAAAAAACUCAAUAUAUCUUUUAUGGAAGACUCAGUUGCUCCUGAACUAGUAGAUGACUACGUAGAUGGAAUUGCGUGUUGGUAUGAAUAUAAUAAUAAAAAUCCUAAGAAGUGUGACGAUGGUUCUGAUGCAGCCCUGGAGUUGGCGAUAGUUCGGAACGAUAUUAAGCAAAUGAUGGAUACAAUGGAAAAAAAAUUUGUCAAAGUCUAUCGGUUAUUAGAAGAAAUGAAAAUACGAUUAUAAAUAUGAAAAAUAUGAUAUUCAUAAGUUGAAAGAAUCCAUGUCAAUGCCGGCAGCAGUUGAAUUUGUCAUUUGCAAUUUCAAUAAAAUUAAUCACAGACUCUUUGCAGUCCAAAUUAUGACUUGAAGAAAAUUCAAAAAAGAAAACAAAUUUCAAAAAGUGUAUGUAGAUAACUUUCUAUAAAUCGAUUUACCUUUUCAGUUUGAUUGGCGCAUAUGCUAGCUUUACAAUAUCAUAUAUUUUUGUUUCAAAGUGUGUAUCUCGAAAACAAAAAUUCUUUAAAAAUCGCAUCGAAGUCUUUCAAUUUUACAAAAACUUUUGUUAACAGUAUGUACAAUAUAGAAAAGAUAAAUUCAGUAUAGUAUAAUAAUUAGUUUUCAUAUUUGGAAAGAUUGACCAAUGUAAAGUAUUAAACGAAUCGAAUAUUUGAGAAUAUAUAAAACACUAUUUACGAUAUCUAAAUUAGAUAUAAUAGAGAGUGUUAAUAGUUCUAAUAGAACUUUUGUGUUUUUGGGGCAUAAAUAAUUAAAAUCAUAAUAAAUGUAUGUACCUAAUUACUAAUAUAAAUAUAUAUGUUUUUUUUUUUUGUUAUUAUUGACUACUUCUAAUGAUAAAAAAGUUGUUUCUUAAAAACAAAUGUUUAUCAUUUUAUCAAUACAAACUUUAUAUUUCGAAAUUUAAUUUGUUUGUUUCCAUAAAAACUAAACAUUAUCUUAUAUAUUUUUACAUAUGCAAUUUUUUACAUAA